Molecule: messenger RNA, 3559 nt
Organism: Girardinichthys multiradiatus
Lineage: Eukaryota; Metazoa; Chordata; Actinopteri; Cyprinodontiformes; Goodeidae
Product: protein-arginine deiminase type-2-like
Exons: 16
Coding region: 191-2206 (671 amino acids)
Cellular component (GO): cytoplasm
Molecular function (GO): calcium ion binding; protein-arginine deiminase activity
Source: RefSeq, a predicted model, not a curated record
GAUGAACAGGGGAGGGUGGCUAUUUAUUUGCUGACCAAUCACCGCGCAGUAGUUCUUAAGGUCCCUGCGGACAGCAGUUGCUCGUUGCUCUCAACACUUGUUUCAAACCUGCUAACCGGGUUGCGCCUUCGCCUACUGGUAACUGUGACAGAGCCUUGGAGAGUAGGUCACUGCUUAGAAGACUGCAGCCAUGGGUCAUCGGCGGACUCUCGGAGUAGAUUAUGAUAAACCCACCAGCAUAGUGUGCGUGGUCGGCUCUGAACUCAACGUCAACCUAGACAGGAGUGCCCCUCCUGGUUCCAAGUUCUUCUCUGUGAAGUGCACUGCCAAUGUUCAAUACAACAUAAGCCCUCCACCUGCGGAGACAUCCCACCUGUCUCCUAUACUCCUCACUGGAAACUCAGUGCUUCUCAUCAGCAUUAGCCAUGCCAGUCAGUCCGAAGAGAAUGAAAAGCUGUCUGUCUGCUACUAUGGGAAGAACAAAGAGGUCUUGGGGACAGCAAUUCUGUACCUGACAGCCAUUGAGAUCUCUCUUGAUGUGGAUGCUGACAGAGAUGGUAUUGUGGAGAAGAACAACCCAGACAAGGAAUCCUGGAAAUGGGGUCCUAAUGGGCACGGAGCUAUCCUUCUGGUUAACUGUGACUCAGAAAAGUUCUACAACAAGAAACCAGACUGUGAGGAGGCCCGCAUCUCCAAAGUGACAGAUCUUAAGGACAUGUCGCUCAUGGUGCUGCGGACCAGAGGCCCUGCCCAACUCCCAAAAGGCUAUAAACUCACCAUGCACAUCUCUCAGGGAGAUGCAGAGGGUGUUCGAGUUUUUAGAGCUGAAUCCCCUGAUGUGGUUAAGAACAGCCUGCGGAAAAUAUUUAGUGCCUUUGUCAAGGACUUUCCACUGGUGCUUAGCAGUGAGGUGCUGUCCAAGGAAGUGCCUUACCUUGGAGGCUCAGCAGAGAUGAACUUUUAUGUGGAAGGCCUGAGGUUUCCUGACAAGGACUUUGAUGGGCUCAUAACCAUCAGCCUCAGCUUACUGGAGCCAAUCCGUGAGGGAAUUCCUGAGACGCCCAUUUUCACCGACAAAGUGGUGUUUAGAGUGUCGCCAUGGAUCAUGACACCCAACACCCUCCAGCCUGUGGAGGUGUUUGUCUGCAGUACAUCUGAUAACUACCAGUUCCUCAAAGGAAUGAGGAACCUUGUUACAAAGAGUGGGUCCAAGCUGAAAAUCUGCCAUGAGUAUAUGAACAGAGGAGACCGCUGGAUGCAAGAUGAACUGGAAUUUGGUUACAUUGAUUCACCCCAUCACAGUUUUCCUGUGGUUCUGGAUUCCCCUAGAGAUGGAACUCUUGAUGACUUUCCCUAUGAUGAACUUCUGGGGCCUGACUUUGGGUAUGUGACCAGGGUGGCUCACAGAAAAGAUGUGAGCAGUCUGGACUCAUUCGGUAACCUGGAGGUUAGCCCUCCUGUCACGGUGAAUGGAAAAAAAUACCCUCUGGGCAGAAUCCUCAUUGGGGUUGCCUUCCCAACGGCAAUGGAGGGACGAAACAUGACCAAAGUGGUUCAAGACUUCUUGUGGGCUCAGAAGGUUCAGGAGCCUGUUGCCUUGUUUUCUGACUGGCUCUUGGUUGGCCAUAUCGAUGAAUUCAUGAGUUUUGUUCCUGCUCCUGACAGAAAGGGCUUUCGACUGCUGCUGGCCAGCCCAGAUGUGGGCUACAAAAUAUUCAGAAGACUCCACAAUGACGGACAUGGACAAGCCAAGAUGUUUGACGGUUUGAAUGAUGAAAAGCCAGUGACAGUGGAUGAGAUCCUGAGUGAUGAAAAUCUGCGAGCUGAAAAUAACUAUGUACAGAGCUGCAUUGACUGGAACAGGGAUGUAUUGAAGAGAGAGCUGGGCCUGGAUGAUGAUGACAUUAUUGACCUGCCAGUUCUUUUCAAGAUGAAGUGGUUGAACAGAGUUGUGGCCUACUACCCUGAUAUGGUCAACAUGAUUGUUUUGGGGAAAAAUCUUGGCAUUCCAAAACCAUUUGGCCCCAAGGUGAAUGGACGCUGUGUCCUCGAGGCAGAGAUGUGCUCCCUGAUGGAGGCUCUGGGCCUCAACUGUACGUUUAUUGACGACUUUGCCACCUACCACAAACUGCUGGGAGAGGUGCAUUGUGGUUCCAAUGUCCGUAGAAAGCCAUUUGACUUCAAAUGGUGGAACCUUGAGCUGUGAGUUAAAAACUGAAACUGAGAGAAAUUAAAGUAGCAAGGGAUUCAGUUCUGGUUGUUUUUGUAGUGAUGGCAUCUGCCAAUAUUAAUGUCUAACUUGUAUUCUUCUUUGUAUCAUUGCUUUAAUCAAAUCAAACAAUCAAAUGUGCAGUGAAAGCAUCUCACUGCAACUCUGGUGUGGUUUUAAAAGAGUACACAGCAAUCAGCUAAAUUACACAGCAUUCAUGCUUUUCCUGUCAAUCUCUUAUAUCUGUGAUGUAAAUUUACAACCAGAGAUCCAUAACUAGAUUCCACCUUUAAGGCUAAAAUCGACCAUGCACGAAAGCAGUGUAGGUUAGCCAAUCAAAUGUUAGGGUCUAUUUCAAGGGUUCUACCUACAGUCCUUAAGUACCAGUGUCCCCUAAUAUUUUGAUGCAUCCCUGCUCCAACACACCUGAAUCAAAAGGCUGAUUUACCUUUCUGGUCUAUCAGCAGGCUUUGCAGGGCCUGGUUAUUAACCAUUCAUUCGAGGACUGGAGUUUGUACCCCAGGUCUGUUUAAUGAGUUGAGGUGUCAGUUUAAAUCAUUUCAUGAUUGUGGCACAUGAAAGAUGAAAUUAGUACUGAAAUGGUUAUAUAUGAUUUUUGCAAAGGCCUAUAAUAACAUUUUAAUGAUUUAAAUAAAUACUGAAACAGUAGAACAUCAGUUACUUCAUGGUUGGUUCUUCUCUUAUCAGAUAUAUUCUGAAUUCUAUCAUUCUUUGCAUAGUAACAACCAUCAUUUAUUGGAAAUAAAUCAGUCUAGGGAUAGUGGUGUUUAUAUUCAUAUUUAAUAAACCUUUUUUUAAAUGUAAUUUACAAAAAAAGAUGAAAAGCAAUAUUUACAAACGAGUCUUUUUUUAAGGGUUUAAGCAAACCGUUGACAAAAACAGAAGUACAAUCAUCUGAAUUAAGCACAGCAAAAGUUUUCUCCCAGUGUUAAAGUUGCUGAUAGACACUGGUAUGGAGUGCAAACACAUGUAGAUUGAAGGUACCACAUAGUAAUGUGCAAUAAUAACAUAGAGCCACAAGAGGGUAGACUUUAUCUACUCAUGUCUUUUUAAUAGCCAACAUUGUUUUUUUUUCUCUAAAAAUCCAUCGAAAGGAAAGUUUUGCAUUACAUCUUAUAGGUUUCUCAUUUAUUUUUCUGUGCCACUUUAUUUUGUCACUAUAAAGAGCUUCAAUGAAUACCAUUUACACUUUUGGGGAGGUCUGUCUUUGCAUCAGUGUCUUAAACUUUUUUUUUUUUUUUACUUUGUAUGCAAUAUAAAUGUUGUCAACUGCUAAAUACAUAAUAAAUAUCUUCUGUGAAUUUACUGAAAUAAAAUGAGUCAACAUGU